This is a messenger RNA of Athene cunicularia (burrowing owl), 7427 nucleotides long. RefSeq names its product collagen type XXV alpha 1 chain (gene COL25A1). The coding region runs from base 121 to 1713 and encodes 530 amino acids. The transcript has 36 exons. Lineage: Eukaryota; Metazoa; Chordata; Aves; Strigiformes; Strigidae. The record is from RefSeq and is a predicted model, not a curated record.
AUGUACUCUGCAUGUUUGUUAUGUCAUGUGUCAUGAUUGUGUUGUUAAUGUGUGUCAUACCAUUUCAUCUCAUUCAACCAGGGUCUACCAGGGCGAAAUGGCUAUCCGGGUCCGAUUGGUAUGGAUGGAAAGCUGGGUCAGCCUGGUCCUCAAGGCCCUCCUGGUCCAAAAGGCGAGAAGGGAGAUCAAGGUGAUCAGGGCCCUCGGGGUCUGCCAGGCUUCCCCACAGUUGCUGCUCUGCACAGUAAUCAGAUCCUCACCGUCAAGGGGGACCAAGGACAAGCUGGACCCCCUGGGCCUCCAGGGCCACCAGGACCCAGAGGUCCCCCAGGAGAUACCGGCAAAGAUGGUCCUCGUGGGAUGCCUGGCAUACCGGGUGAGCCGGGAAAACCAGGAGAACAAGGAUUGACAGGACCUCAGGGGCCUCCAGGACAAAAGGGUUCUGUUGGAGUGCCUGGUGUUCCAGGGAGAGACGGACAAGUGGGUGAACCUGGUUUGCCUGGCAUAGUGGGGGAGAAGGGAGCAGCAGGGCUUAAGGGUGACCCUGGAGAAAGAGGAGAAAAGGGUGAUGCUGGAGAAAGUGGACCGAAGGGUGACACAGGAGAAAAGGGUGACCCUGGUUCUUCUGCUGCAGGAAUUAAGGGUGAACCUGGUGAAUCUGGACGGCCUGGUCAAAAGGGUGAACCAGGUCUUCCUGGGCUUCCUGGACUCCCUGGGAUAAAGGGUGAACCAGGUUUCAUUGGUCCGCAAGGAGAACCUGGGUUGCCAGGGCUACCAGGAACAAAGGGUGACAGAGGAGAGGCAGGCCCUAUUGGGAAGGGUGAGCGUGGUGAACCUGGAGUUCCUGGACCAAAGGGGAAAACAGGUGAACCUGGAUCUAGAGGCCCAAAAGGGUCAAAGGGUGAUACAGGUGACAGAGGUGACACAGGAUCUGCAGGUCCACGGGGACCACCUGGACAGAAGGGUGAUCAAGGUGCAACAGAGAUAAUUGACUAUAAUGGCAAUAUCCAUGAAGCUCUGCAGAGGAUUGCCACUCUGACUGUCACGGGGCCACCAGGACCACCGGGACCCCAAGGGCUGCAGGGGCCAAAGGGUGAGCCAGGAUCCCCAGGAACCCCAGGAGUUGAUGGGGAGCAGGGUCCUAAAGGCUCAAAAGGAGAUACAGGUGAUCCUGGAAUGCCUGGAGAAAAGGGAGGAAUUGGACUGCCUGGCCUGCCAGGAGCCAAUGGUAUGAAAGGCGAAAAAGGAGAUGUUGGUUUGCCUGGUGCCCAGGGUCCUUCAAUGAUAGGACCACCUGGACCACCAGGGCCACAUGGUCCUCCAGGCCCUAUGGGACCUCAUGGACUGCCUGGCCCAAAGGGAGCAUCUGGCUUAGACGGAAAGCCAGGACCCCGGGGUGUAGAUGGCCCAGUUGGUCCCCAUGGCCCUGCAGGUCCUAAAGGAGACAGAGGUGAAAAGGGAACUGUAGGUGACCCUGGACCCAGAGGACCGUACGGCUUGCCUGGCAAGGAUGGCGAGCCUGGCCUCGAUGGUUUCCCUGGUCCUCGAGGAGAAAAGGGUGAUAUAGGAGAAAAGGGAGAAAAGGGGGAAAAGGGAAAGAAAGGCAAAAAGGGGCCUAAAGGGGAGAAAGGAGAACAGGGUGCUCCUGGAUUAGAUGCACCUUGCCCAUUGGGUCCUGAUGGAUUACCAAUGCCUGGCUGUUGGCAAAAGUGAUGAAUCUAACCUUACAAGCAUGAAGUUGUGUAUAUAGUGCUCCACUUUUUGUAUUUAUAGUUGCAAACUGAAAAUUCAAUUUUACAAGUCUGAGAUAUGUUUACAUGUAGCUGCUUCUAUUUGUUUGCAAUAGUCCACAUGUACAUCUUUUUUUCACUUACAUCUGCAGUUAGAUGAUAUUUAACUGCAGAGUAAACCUGCAAAGAUUCUCUCUCUAAUGAGAGAGAGAAUGAUCUUGAUACAGUGAUCAAUAAUAGAAAUCUGAUUAUUUCUGUAAAUUCUUACAUUUUGGCUUGCGGACCUGCAUGGACAAUGAGUGCCAUGAACAAGUUUACAAAAAAUUGUGACCAAAUAAGAGCAAAAUGCUAUGAAAUGUACUGUACCAGCUGCUGUUGGAGUUUACUGACUUGGCUUCCAUGUCCAUCUUAAACACUUCACUGAUUCAUGCCACCAUAUCUGCUUGUACGGACUAAAAGCAUGAGUUUGUGUGCCAAACCUGCUUGUUGUGUGAUCACGUCAUGUGCUAAAUGGCUGCUCACAGUGACCUUUGAUUCCAGCUUCUGAAUUGUUUCCUUUUGUCAUCUCAAGGGAGUCACACCGUGGCUUAUUGCUAAAAAGAGAUAAACCACAGGAGGAUAGAAAAAGGCCUUGAAUUUUUGGGGAAUAGAGUUCCAGCUGCAGGUGGAUGGCUUCCAGUCUUGCGGGUCACCUGGCCCCUUUGAUCAAAGAGGGUCCUGCCUGUUAAUCAGCAUCGGUUUGCCUUGCACUGCUCACGGUCGUGAAGACAUUCACGACAGGCCCUGUCGAGUCCUUACUCAAGAAGGAAAGAAGUUAGAAGAAGAAACCAGACUUCUCUGUGGGUUGUUUGAAAAGGUUACAGAGGUGCUGCAGGGAUCACUUGGUGGCAGACACUGCCUGAGACCAGAAGCUUCUCAACCUUACUCAAGGAUGGACAGAGUAUCUGCUCUGCGUAUUGUAUUUUGGGACUGCUGGAGGAAAAAGCAUUCUUGAGGUGGGGAUGAAUUGGCACAUCCUCCUCCAGAGGAGGAAGAUAAUGGAACUGGCCAGAGAUGUAUGUACCAUGGUGUGGUUUUCAGGUGAUACAGUUCAAAUUACACAAAACUAGCUGAACUUCUCUGCAGAAUUUUGGAAGCUAUGGUUAAUUUUGUUUCUUUUUCCCAUAACUGUUGCCAUAAAGGAUGCAUUUUAAUAAUCCAUUCAACAUUUGUCAUGAUGGCAUUGAAGAAAAUACUUCAAGUCACAUGUUCGUCUUGUUUCAGUAUUAACAGUUUUUAUUUCAGAGUCUUUGAAGCCUGCAAGUCUAAAAAAGAAAAGAGUUUAUUUUUGUGUUUCACAGACUGAUUUAUUCUUCUUGUUCUUCUUCUGCUGUUACAGUGACCUUAGUGGACAUUACUACUCAAAAAACCUUGGAGAGAAACAAGUCUGUGUGAUUACCAUUGCACACUUGUCAUCGCACUACACUUGUUAAAGGUGUCAGUAUUUCUCCAUUUCUGUUCAGAUUAAUAGUUUUCUACAGAAUCAUUGGCAAAGUUUUGCUUCUCCACUUUUUUUUCUUGCUAGAAAUACUUAAUUUGUGCACAUUUGUAGUUUUUGCCAUGAGGUACUUUUUCCAGUUUUGAGUCUUCAUAUGGUGCACUGUAAUUAGUUUGAGAGACGAGUUUAUGAAAAAUGGUGCCAUAUUUGGCAGAUGGAAAUUCUUUUUAUAUCACUUCCGUUCCUAGUGUGUAGCAGGAUGAUCACAAACUUUUGUAGUUACUUUUCUGAGGCUGUCUUUCAUAUGUAGACCAAAAGUAAAGUUAAGGAAGACAGCUUGUCUCCAUCCAUGGGCACACACCUUGCCCUUCUUGGAAUGCAUAUUUUUCCUUGCUCCAUCAUUUCUAUAUCAUGUGAAGAUAGGGACCUGCUGUGGUUGCACUUUUUGUAUUGCUGCACAAAUGCCACUAUAAUGCAGUCUUUCACUUUGCUAAAUCUUUAUUGUCAUUUUGGUAUAUCAGAAACAAAAGCAGAUUUUUAAUGGGGGAAAAUCUUCCACAGGUUUUCAAAACUAAAAAUUAAUUUAGUGGCCUCCAUCUAGUGGUAGCUUACUAUUAAAAGCAAAAUUCAACACUAUAUAGAUAUGUAUACUGAAUAUAUAUAUAUAUUUACUGCUCAAUUCCAUUUUUCCAAUAGCAAGAAAUAAACAAGUGUUCACAGAUAUGAGUAAAAAAUGUUUUUAUUUACUUAAAUAUUCACAGAUGCAAGUAUCAACCUGUUUGAAUAAUCAUGAUUAGAAUAGUAAAAGCCUGUACGUGGCGUAGACUGAAUAUAAAGUGUUAACAGAGUGCUACAGCAGGAAUGUGAAUAAGAGACUUUCCAGAAAGGGGACAAGAGGAGCACCGUGUAAGCCCUCUGACUUGUCAGUUUUAGUCUGCUUAUUUAAGAAGCACUAUCUCAAAAAAAAACCAGACUGAGGAGCAAGCUGCCCAUCUAGCAGAAAGGAGUCUCUUAACACUUAUGUCUUCACUUGGCACAUCUGACUAGGUAUAUUAUAUAUGUGAAACGUUUUCAUAAAAUAUCAAAUACUGGCAAUCAUACAGUAAGAUGAAGUAUUUUUAAAAUGUCCCUCAGAGUAUUCAAAUGCAAAAUCAGGUGGGAUGUUUUAUCUGGCUAGAUGUUUUAGCAGUUCCAUAUCAAGAGUGGCCACAAACACAACUCAUUUAAGAAAUAGCAACAAGAUAAAGAGCUAUUAAAUGCAUGCCGCCAUUAGCACUUCCAUGUUUUUUAGUAUACCUGUAUUUUUAGGCUGUCCUCAUAGCAUCCGUUUCUACACACAUCAAUAAAGUUAGCAGAGCAGCGAUUCAUGAUUUCUUCAUUCAGGAUAUAAUUAUAAACACUACUGUUAGGUGUUAGUCAAAACCCAAUUCUCCUUUAACUCCAUGACACUGAGACCCUGCUGAAGAAACACUUAAGCACCUUAAUUCAAUUUCUUUUCUGCCUUGUAAAGAAAUUUCUUUAUUUAACUCCCAGCAGGUAGGACACUUUGAUUUUUUUCCAAAUAAUCUAACUUUUUUAAGCUUCCAUAUUGUUCAGUAUUGUGAAAAGUUCAUUCCAUUUAAAUGACCAUGGGUGAACGGCAGAUAAUUUAAUUUGACAGGAUAAACUAUAUACAUAGAUUUGAAAUUAAUAUUUUCACCUCAAAGACUGACUUGAGAUGAAACCUAACAGGAUCUAGAAAAGCUACAUGUUCAGUAUAAGAACAAAAAAAACGGAUUUAAUAUUUCAUCCAAGAAAAGCACCCUUUGAAGACUUGCAGCGUGUUUAUUUUGUUUAAAAAACAACUAUUUUUGGUGCUAGUGUAUCUUUUUUCUUUUGAUGGCAAAGCUACAGUUUGAACCAUCUGUGUGUUGUAUCUUUUAGUAGCAUUCCUCCAAAUAGACAUGAUUUGUUUUGUUUAGUUUGUGACAGGAACUGUAGUUCCUCUACCAGUCUUUUCGGUUGUAGAAAUGUGUAGUGGUAUUAGUCUGCAUAGUUUCUAUAUCCCUGACUUUUUCAGGUGUGAUUAAUUCUUGUUUCUUUGAGAGUUUUCAGUAUUUGUUUCAUAGCAAGUUUUGUAAUCAUCUGUUACCACACUGUGCAGAAGUCCUGCUACAGAAGCAGCAAGUUUUCUAAGCACUGUAUGGAAUAUAUCUAACAUACAUGGUUCUUGUCUUCAUAUUCAUAGAUUAGCUAUGGGGAAUCUUUCUUUCAAGAUGCUUUGGACACCUUUUUAUUUUUUUCCUGAGAUAAAGCAUGAAAUGUUAAUUCAUGAAACAAUGAUACAAUGUAUGGUUUUGAUUUAUAUAUUUAUUGCUGAUUUUGAUAUCACAUUCUGAUAGUGUAGCCAGGCAGAAUGACACUCUUCAUCCACCUCUUUAUAUAUUGUUUUAGUCUACCAUGUAAGUAGUGUGAAUGAGUUUCAGAAUGAUCAAAUCCAUAAACCUGGACAUGUGUAAAGUAUAGAGUUUAAAAAGGGAUAAUUCUUAAGAUUGAUGUACAGCGUGGAAAGGUAGCAUCAGAUCCACUGAGCGUUACACUCGUGGAAGAGUGCACGUGAGCAUUGGUUACUCAGUUAGGCCAGCAAAAGAGACGAUGCAACCCCAAAUGGGAUGAGCAGACCUUUGGUCCUUGUCGGAGGUGGAGUCAAAGGAUGUGGUUCAAAUUCUGGAUCCUGUCAGGGUUUAGAGAGAUUUGUCCCACUGACCAACACUGCACCUGGAUUGCAAACCGGGGCUCAGCCACACAAGACUCUUCACUUGGCUGUGCCUCCCUUUCCCCAGCAAGAAAACGGAGAGCAAUGCAUCCUUCCCUUGCAAAGUGCCGAAGGAAGGACUUAGGUAUUGAUCCUAAUAACAAGGGGAAUAUUAUCAACUUCAACAGUGGGGUUUUGCAUAAAUCAGGACCACUUCAGUGAGUAAGAACUGCAGAGGUACGCCCAAUCUAUAGAAUGUGAUGAAGAUGUUCAAGGCAUGCAGGAGCUGACCUUUUCUUUUGAAUUUCCUGAUCUCUGCUGCUUGACCAUCUUAAAUUACACUUUUUAAUCUCUGUGUUUUACCUAAUGAGACCUAAAUUUUUGACAACACAGUCACACAGAACACUAGUAUCUGCAAAGAUAGUGGUCAAAAGUUUAACUUUUAGUCACUGCAAAAAAUUAUUCCAUUUCAGUGACUAGAAUUAAAACUAACAUCUGAUUUUACUUUUUUUUUCCUUUCUGCAACUUGCUUUUAUGGAUCUGAAUGUUGCUAUCAUGUACAAAUGAAGAUUUUCUUGCACCCUCUGCUAUUGAAGUAUUUUACAUGGUGGUUGGAUUCAUUAAAUGCUGUUAGAAACAAGUGCCUGCCACUAUCAUUUCUGGCAGAAUUUAAAAAAGACACUCCACAAAACAGGUGGAGUUUGUAUUUAAAAAAAAAGGAUUUGGAGUGUUGCUUUUGUUUCAUUUUAUUUUUAAAUGCAUCCAAUUAUCAGUGCUGCUUGGAAAUUGAAUUGUCUUUCGAAAACAGGGGGCCUUAACUUAACCUGGGACCGUUAGUGUUUUAGUUGUUUCUAUUGAAAAAAUAAAUUGUAUGAAUUUCCCAGAUACCAUUGGUACUUGCACACUUCUCGGAAGUAUUAUGAAGAGUUGGGUUGGUGAAAGAAUGUUUUACAUAUUGUUAACAUAUAUGUGGAUAUUCUUAUAUUAUUGUACAUGUUUGGGAAAAUAUCACACAACUUUAAAAAUGUUAUUAAGAUGUAUGUAUCUGACUUUUUCCUUUGGAAAAUAUUAUAUAUUUUUAUUUGUAUUUUUUACUUUUUUAAGUUCAGCUAUAUGUGCUGUUAUUUUUGUAUUGCAAAUGGUCUCAUAAAUGCAGUAGAAGAGAAAAAUACAAAGAAAAGUAAUUUGGCAAGGAUUACAAUGCUCGGGGGGAAAAAAUCACAUGGGUCAGUAUCAUAUUAUCAAUACUAGAAAUAUUUUGAGUGUCUUAGCACUGUAAAUAUGUCAUGAGACCUCCUUUGGCAAGUAAUGAAAAGAAUUGCAAGGUUUUAAUCACCCGUUUUAAUUUGUUAUUAAUUACCACUUUCUUGUGGCCUCUGGUCCUGACUUAAUUGAACCUGAUCAAACAGCAUGCUUUUGUUUUUAUUAUUAAAAUUUCUCCUUGUUUUUCAGUUGGAUACAGUUUUGUUUUCUUUCAGUUUUGUAC